This is a messenger RNA of Dimorphilus gyrociliatus, 1741 nucleotides long. NCBI's taxonomy places the organism in Eukaryota, Metazoa, Annelida, Polychaeta, Dinophilidae. The record is from the annotation of a GenBank genome assembly.
CAUGUUAAGAAUUAACUUAACUAAAUUAUUAAUUACUUGCAUAGCUAUUGUUCUUCUGGCGUUACUUUUUACAUUUUUAAGAACUCCUUCAAAUGUCAAACGAGUCAGACAGUUUGAAAGUGUUUCGAAAGGGAAAAUAUCUGCUAUUAAAACGGAAAUAGCCGCCACGUCUCAGCCUGAUACGAAAUUCAAGGGAACUCCUAAGCCUGUAAAACCAACAGCCUUAGCUUUUGAUUGGAAUCACGAAGAGGCACUUCUUCCGGGCUUAGUCCCACCUCAAGCUCAUCUAAUAUGGUGCGGUCAAAAAUGGGUAGAAUAUAAACAUUAUUUGACUGUUAAAAGUAUAUCGAGAAUUUUAAAGCCUGAUAGAGUGGUGAUGCAUUAUUCAAAAGAACCUGGUAUUGAUAAACUAAGAUAUCAUCAGUGGUUGCAGUGGAUUAAGACUGACGAGAUUUUCUUUACUAUGCAAAAAUUCACACCUGACCAGGAACGAGUUUGCAAUGAACGUGUUCCAAUAGAUGAAAGAAUAGGUAUAAUAAUGAAUAUGCUGAAGGAAGAAGGAGGUAUUUAUGUUGGACAAGACACUUGGUUAGUUAACUUUGAACCAAAGACAAGGCUAAACGACUUCAUUUUCGCUCUGGAAGAGGAUUCUCUCGAAGGAAUGAUCAUGCUGAGAGGCAAUAUCCUUAAAGAAGCUUCAGAAUGGAAAGAACUUUUGCAUAAUAGAGAAUUGAAAACAAAAACUUUAAAGUGUGCUACUGUACAACAUAUUUAUAAUGGCGAUGAUACGCCUAUGUGCUUAACUGUUAGAGGAGGUUCUUUAGACUCUCUUAUGCCUAUGGAUAUUUGGGAACUUGACAAUAGAUUUGGUAGUCUAUGUAGAACACUCUUCUAUGGAACUGCUGAAAUUCGUAAACCUAAACCUGAUUACAACGAGCUUGUACCAAAUAUUGGUCAUAUGAUUUGGAUAGGAGGGGGCCCAAUGGAUUUUGUAUUCUUUUUAUCGGCCUUGAGUGUUCUCUAUGUGGUAAACGUUGAUGUUCUAUAUAUUCACGGCGACAUAGAGCCAGUUGGUGAGAAUUGGCAAAAAAUAAGGUCAAAUCCAAGAGUAAAGUUCAUAACACGACUCCCACCCAGAACUGUUUAUGGAGGAGAAAUUCAAAAUUAUUACAGGGCUUUGAUGAGUGACAUAAUCAGAGUCGAUUUGAUGAUUAAAUAUGGUGGCAUUUAUACAGACACAGAUGCCAUUUGGGUACGAGGACCUACGUAUGAGGAUCGUGGCUAUGAAGCCGUUGCAUCUUUCGAUUGGAUAGAUUGGUCGUGGCCCUAUAGAGAUUCUGUAAACUUUGGUUUAUCAUAUGGAAAGAAAGGCGGAAAAUUUUGGCACAUCUUUAGGGAUUCUAUGCAUGAGCUACAUAAUCACCUACAUGGAUUUACAGGAGUUAUGGAACCUUAUAAACUACUUGAAAAAUAUCCCGAACUUUUAAGAAUUGAUAGGCGUUUACAAGUAAUUUGUUACCAUUCAAGAUGCCAUCCUAUUUAUGUAAAAGAUUAUCAUAACGAAACAAACGAUCACGUAAACAGUGGAACUAUAAAAGAUUGGAGAAAUGACGUUUACGCUUUUCAUUGGACACACCCAAAUCCAAGUGAAUAUAAGAAUUUAGAUGUAUUAUUAAAAUCUAAAGGAAUGUUCGCUGAGAUUGGUAAAUAUGUUCUUAAAAAAGCCGGUCUGCUGGAUUGA